CCUCGUCGCCGGCCAGCCAGGUAGUUCGUAGCUCCAGCAGCCAUGGGCAAGGAGAAGAUCCACAUCAGCAUUGUGGUCAUUGGCCAUGUCGACUCUGGCAAGUCAACCACGACUGGCCACCUCAUCUACAAGCUUGGAGGCAUUGACAAGCGUGUGAUCGAGAGGUUCGAGAAGGAAGCCGCUGAGAUGAACAAGAGGUCUUUCAAGUACGCCUGGGUGCUUGACAAGCUCAAGGCUGAGCGUGAGAGAGGUAUCACCAUUGAUAUUGCUCUGUGGAAGUUCGAGACCACCAAGUACUCGUGCACUGUCAUCGAUGCUCCUGGUCACCGUGAUUUCAUCAAGAACAUGAUCACUGGUACCUCCCAGGCUGAUUGUGCUGUGCUUAUCAUUGACUCCACCACUGGUGGUUUUGAGGCUGGUAUCUCCAAGGAUGGCCAGACCCGUGAGCACGCUCUCCUUGCUUUCACUCUUGGUGUGAAGCAGAUGAUCUGCUGCUGCAACAAGAUGGAUGCCACCACUCCCAAGUACUCGAAGGCCCGUUACGAUGAAAUUGUCAAGGAAGUCUCUUCAUACCUGAAGAAGGUCGGUUACAACCCUGACAAGGUUCCCUUUGUCCCCAUCUCUGGGUUUGAGGGUGACAACAUGAUCGAGAGGUCCUCCAACCUUGACUGGUACAAGGGCCCAACCCUGCUUGAGGCGCUUGACCAGAUCAAUGAGCCCAAGAGGCCCUCCGACAAGCCCCUGCGUCUUCCCCUUCAGGACGUGUACAAGAUUGGCGGCAUUGGAACUGUGCCAGUGGGGCGUGUUGAGACUGGAGUCAUCAAGCCAGGCAUGGUUGUCACCUUUGGUCCUACUGGCCUGACCACUGAGGUGAAGUCUGUGGAGAUGCACCAUGAGUCUCUCCUGGAGGCGCUUCCUGGUGAUAAUGUCGGCUUCAACGUCAAGAAUGUGGCUGUCAAGGAUCUCAAGCGUGGGUACGUGGCCUCUAACUCCAAGGACGACCCUGCCAAGGAGGCUGCCAACUUCACCGCCCAGGUCAUCAUCAUGAACCACCCCGGCCAGAUCAGCAACGGCUACGCCCCGGUGCUGGACUGCCACACGUCCCACAUCGCUGUCAAGUUCGCUGAGAUCCAGACCAAGAUCGACCGGCGGUCUGGCAAGGAGAUUGAGGCGGCGCCCAAGUUCCUCAAGAACGGUGAUGCCGGGUUCGUCAAGAUGAUCCCCACCAAGCCCAUGGUGGUGGAGACCUUUGCCCAGUACCCUCCCCUGGGCCGCUUUGCUGUGCGUGACAUGAGGCAGACGGUCGCCGUUGGCGUGAUCAAGAGCGUGGAGAAGAAGGAUCCGACCGGCGCCAAGGUGACCAAGGCUGCGGCCAAGAAGAAAUGAGAUGGUGUCGGGCGGUGGUGUUGUUGGUGGUUCUUUACCACAUCUAUGGUGGUGGUGGCGGUAUACGGUGGUGGUGAUAGUCGUGUUAGCGGAUUUGCGACAAGCUUUGGUUAUUUGUGUCGAGCAGUGUUCGAACUGCUUAUUACUGUGGUCAUAGUAUCGUUCGGUUGUGUUGGUGAAACUUCGUCAGAUAAAGUUGCUAUUUUAUAUUUGAGUGAUAUUUGGAGUCGUUUUAUA
Molecule: messenger RNA, 1623 nt
Organism: Triticum urartu
Lineage: Eukaryota; Viridiplantae; Streptophyta; Magnoliopsida; Poales; Poaceae
Product: elongation factor 1-alpha
Biological process (GO): translational elongation
Molecular function (GO): GTPase activity; GTP binding; translation elongation factor activity
Source: RefSeq, a predicted model, not a curated record